Molecule: messenger RNA, 692 nt
Organism: Camponotus floridanus (Florida carpenter ant)
Lineage: Eukaryota; Metazoa; Arthropoda; Insecta; Hymenoptera; Formicidae
Gene: Lamtor5
Exons: 4
Coding region: 280-555 (91 amino acids)
Biological process (GO): positive regulation of TORC1 signaling; cellular response to amino acid stimulus
Cellular component (GO): Ragulator complex; lysosome; cytoplasm
Molecular function (GO): guanyl-nucleotide exchange factor activity
Source: RefSeq, a predicted model, not a curated record
AAAAGGGUAAAGUUCAAAGUACUAUAGUAGCUUCUAUAAACACUCUCGGUAUAUAAAAUCGCCUGAACUAAGAUCACGUGAUAUAUAUAUUUGUGUUUAUUGUGUGUUUGCGAUAUACGCAUCGCGAGCUGUCAUUGAAGGUUAGCUGAAACACAUAAACGUACAUAACGAGUGACUUCAAGCAAGAUCUAUGUGAUAACGCGAUUAUUUUUCAAUGAAACGUGCUAAUUUUUAACGAAAAUAGUUUUUUUUGACAAGUGUCGAGAUAAAGUAUUGAGAAUGGAGCGGAAUUUGGUUAAAACAUUGGAUGACAUGUAUACUAAGGAAGGGGUCAUUGGCUGCAUUUUAGUAGAUCAUUCUGGUCUCUGCCUAGGAGUUAAAGGUGAUGCGUCAAGUGACAGCGCAGGGUUAAUAGCAGCUAUAUCAGGCCUAGUUGCGAAAUUAGAGCCUAAGUCUAAGGCACCAAUCAUAUCACUUCAAAACGAUAGCAGGCAGUGCAUUAUACAUCGUAAAGGUCCUGUAGUUGGUGCUAUAUAUAAAGAUAUAUCCACUUGAGAUAAUUACUGUUAUUACAUGCACAUCUGAAACUGUUUAUAUUUAUAAAAUAAGAUGUCUAGAAAUAUUCUGUUUAAUUAUUAAAAAUAUGAAUUAUUAAUAAAGAAUUUUAAUACAUGUAAAUAUGAUUUUUGUUA